Lepus europaeus (European hare) is the source of this 1226-nucleotide messenger RNA. RefSeq names its product isoamyl acetate hydrolyzing esterase 1 (putative) (gene IAH1). Lineage: Eukaryota; Metazoa; Chordata; Mammalia; Lagomorpha; Leporidae. Gene Ontology annotation, molecular function: hydrolase activity, acting on ester bonds. The transcript has 6 exons. The record is from RefSeq and is a predicted model, not a curated record. The coding region runs from base 34 to 744 and encodes 236 amino acids.
UCCGGCCUGCACCGACGCGCGGCUGGCGGGACCAUGGCGCUGCAGGAGACGCUGUGUUCCGGGAGUCUCCUGGCCUGGCCUGGCGUACUGCUGUUCGGUGACUCGAUCACCCAGUUUUCUUUCCAGCCCGGCGGCUGGGGAGCGGCGCUGGCGCACAGACUGGCCAGGAAGUGUGACGUCCUGAACCGUGGGUUUUCAGGCUACAACACCAGAUGGGCCAGAAUCAUCCUGCCGAGGCUCAUCGGGAGGGCCAGCGGCCUGGACAGCCCCGUGGCCGUGACCGUCUUCUUCGGGGCCAACGACAGCGCGCUGAAAGGUGAGAACCCCAAGCAGCACGUCCCCCUGGACGAGUACGCGGGGAACCUGCGGGGCAUGGUGCAGUACCUGCAGUCCGUGGGCGUCCCCGAGAGCCGGGUCAUUCUCAUCACGCCGCCCCCCCUUGACGAAGCGGCCUGGGAGAAGGAGUGCAUCGCGCAAGGUCACAGAUUAAACCGCCGGAACGCGGUUGUCGGAGAAUACGCCAGUGCGUGUGUGCAGGUGGCUCAGGACUGUGGCACUGAUGUCCUCAACCUGUGGGCCCUGAUGCAGGAGGGCAGCCAGCCUGGUAGCUGUCCACACACGUCACUGCACGCCGGGAACAGGGGAGACAGCAGCCAGUUCUGCCAGCAGCUCUGCGGGGAGCAGCCCUGGACCGCCAGGCUCCUGUCUCUCCCAGCUAAGCCGGGGGCUCGGCAGCUCGCUUGAACACGGAAAGACCCACAGCCAGAGCUCGCUACUCGAGGAGGGGAACGGCGGGUGCGGGUCACGCGUCCUUUUCACUUUACCGCGCUGGGAUUCUGGAGCGGAGGCUCUUCCUGAGGGGAGGGUGUGACGGGAGUCAAGUCCUCACACCAGGCCGGCGCCGUGGCUUAACAGGCUAAUCCUCCGCCUUGCGGCGCUGGCACACCGGGUUCUGUCCCGGUUGGGGCGCCGGAUUCUGUCCCAGUUGCCCCUCUUCCAGUCCAGCUCUCUGCUGUGGCCCGGGAGUGCAGUGGAGGAUGGCCCAAGUGCUUGGACCCUGCACCCGCAUGGGAGACCAGGAGAAGCACCUGGCUUCUGGCCUCGGAUCAGCACCGUGUGCCGGCCUCAGCGGCCAUUGGAGGGUGAACCAAGGGCAAAGGAAGACCUUUGUCUCUCUCUCUCACUGUCCACUCUGCCUGUCAAAAAAAAAAAAAAAAAGUCCUCAC